Magallana angulata is the source of this 3541-nucleotide messenger RNA. RefSeq lists its product as uncharacterized. Bases 642 to 2819 code for a protein of 725 amino acids. The record is from RefSeq and is a predicted model, not a curated record. The transcript is spliced from 15 exons. Lineage: Eukaryota; Metazoa; Mollusca; Bivalvia; Ostreida; Ostreidae.
AAUGAUAUGCCAUUCAAUUUCCAUUUGGAUUUCCAUUUGGGUCCAUUUGUUUCCAUUUGCGUUUCAAUUUGGGUUCAUUUGGGUCAUUUUACGUUCCAUUUGGGUCCAUUCGGGUUAAUUGACGCACCUGAAUUAUCAUUACCGGGCUACAGAACAAAGCAGUUGACUAUAAAAGAGGAGUGUGAUUAUAGUUAGCCAUUACAUGUAUCACUUUAUUAACAGUGUGCACACUUAACAUUUAAACUUAUAAAAUGAUACCACUCUAUAAUGACAACACAAACUACGGGAACUCAGAAAUCGAGAGGAUGUAGAUAAAUCAUAUAUUUCCUCUUUCCUGUAAAAUCUACUUUCGUUUUGGGAAGGGUGGGACAAAUCACCAAAUGAGUUAAGGUAUUCUCUUUUGAGAAGUGGAUAGGCAUAGCCUACAUCCACUUCUCUUUGCAAGCCCUCAAUUAACGUGUAAUUGUCGGAACUGAAGACGGUCUAUGCUUCGACCACUGUUUCGACUCAAGUUUCCCUGACUUUUUUGUAUCAGACCAGGGAGUAUCUACUAACGGGGUGUUUUAUCCUCAUUCAAGGUAGAAAUAACUGAUCCAGUUUUGGAAAAACAUUUAUAACUGUGGUAUAGCUAGUAAACAAAUAUGGCGUCAAGAAAGCGAGGUAGACCAUUUGGUGCUCAAUUGACCUUAUCUGAAAGAAAAGAGCGUAAAAGGAAGUCGGAAAGAGAAAGAAGCAGAGAGAAGAUUUUUAUAGGGGAACAUUCUGAGCGAUGGAACAGAUUAAAGGACCAGCUGAAGUUUACAUUCAACUUUGAAUUGGCGGGGUUUCUGCUUGAUAGGUAUGAUCAAAGCCAGCCGAUAGUUGAACAUGACGUAGCCUCUUCAACCCCUAUGCAUUGCCAGACAGGUUCACCAAGGCUUUUUAAAGAAGAGUUCAUGCAGCCAAUCAUUUCAGAUAUUUCUGCAGCAGAAUCAGGAAAUGCAGCCUCUGAUCUAGGGGUUUCAGGUGUCGAGGAACUUGAACCAGGUCCAUCAAGCAGUAAGAAGAGCAAAGGAACAUUUAAGUAUGCCUCAUCAUUCCUGAACCCAUUAGAAUUAAGUAUCGACAUAACGGAGGAAUCUGAUGCCUUGGAAGGGAGUGAUGAUGAAACAUACUACCCGAGUUUCAACAUAUCAAUUGGACCACGAGAUGUUACAGGCAUUGAGGAUUGUCCAUGUGAAGAGGCAGUGUUCCCAAGAGAAGAUGAUGAUGAAGAGGAGGUUGACAAGGAAGAAGCAGAAAUUGGUCCGUCAAUAUGCAGAGUUCUAUGUCCUGAUGAUUAUGACCAGCUUUUAGACAGUCAUACUGCCCUCGUAUAUCUGCAGCAACUGAAAGCCCUAGCUUUGAAGAAGGUAGACCCAUUGUGCAAGACCAAGGGAUGUGGUGGAGUUCUUGACAUUGGGAUAAAGCAUAUAGGCUCUGCAGUGUAUUUAAAAUGGAUAUGUCCAAACUCUCAUGUAGCGGAAACAUGGUGCUCCCAGCCAGUCUUGAACCGAGGGUUACAUGGUGGAGACCUGCUUAUUUCCUCUGCCAUUUUAUUUUCUGGAAAUAAUUUCAACAAAAUUGAAUUAUUUGCCAAAAUUCUUCAUAUGGGCUUUCCAAGUCAGUCCUCCUUCACCAAGCUUCAGAGGAAAUAUUUGGUGCCUGCUGUUGAUGACCUUUGGGAGGAAAAGCAGGAAGAAAUGACAGCAGAGAUGGCAGACAAAGAUCUUGUACUUCUUGGAGAUGGCAGGAUGGAUAGUCCAGGACUCUGUGCUCAGUAUUGCACUUACACUUUCAUGGAGAAUGACAGCAAGAAAAUCAUAUCUGUCAAAACAAUGGACAAAAGAGAAACUGAGCGAAAAAGUGCAAACCUGGAGACAUUAGGCUUCAUUAGAGGAAUGCAAGAUGUCCGUGAAAGAGGGUUGCAAGUAAAAGAAGUUGUGACAGAUGCCCACCUCCAGAUAGGUGCCAUGAUGAAAAAAGUUUACAAAGAAGUUAAACAUAGUCAUGAUAUAUGGCAUGCCGCGAAGAACCUUGGCAAAAAGCUGAUUGCAGCUGGGCAAGAUAAAAACUGCAGAGAGCUUCAAAAGUGGUCCAAGGACAUUGUAAACCAUUUCUGGUAUACAUGUAAAAUUGCAAAUGACUUGGAUGAGUUCAUGGGAAUAUGGGCAGGUGUUCUCCACCAUGUUGUUGGAGAACAUGAAUGGUUUUUGCCAUACAGCGAUGCUGGACCAAGCUCCUGCAGACACGAUCCCAUCAGUGAGGAUACAAUGCGGGACAAAGAGUGGAUGAAGAAAGGCAGCCCACCCCACGAGGCACUCAGAAAAAUUGUCCUUGACAAACGAUUUCUUCACAAUAUCCCAUACUAUCUCAAUUUCAGAAGUACAGCGGAGCUGGAGAGCUACCAUAACCACAUGCUAAUGUACUCCUCCAAGAGGUUCGCUUAUACCCCACCAGUGUACAGAGCAAGGAGUAUUUUGGCUGCUUUGGAUCACAAUGAAAAUGUGAACAGGGAGCCAAUAAUGAAUAGAGAUGGGACAAUCAGACUGCAGAGGACGUACAAUAAGAAGUCUGGGCGAUGGUCGGUGUACCCAGUGAAGGAAAGAAAGAAGUAUGAUCAUGUGUCCAUUCUUUUACAAAAGGUCCUUGAAAAACAAGUUGCAGACAGAGAGGGAUUUCAUGGACAACUUGAAUUAGAAGAAGAUGACCAAAGAAGAAUUUCCAAGACGAUUGCCUCCAUCAUUCCACCACCUUCAAUUCAACUGGCUGAGGAAAAGAAAUCAAGAUUUGAAAACUAACUUUUGAUUCAAACAAUGCACUGUGUCAAUAAAAAGCAUAGCUUUUCCUACAACAGUUGAAAGAGUAGACAACAAUACAUGCAUUUUUUUCUCUUUCCAAAUUCUAUGUUAACAUGAUUGUAUAUCACAGUAGUUUAUAUGAGUGUCUCUUUGACAGUUUUGUCUGUGUAAUAGUUGUCAUGUUCAUUUAUAUAUUACAUAGAUAUACAGUAAAACACGGUUGUAACGAAGAACCAGGGACGGGCGAUUUUGCUUCGUUAUAAGUGUAAAUCGUUAUAUCCGUCAAGUCUUCAACAUGUAAUAUAGUCACGGGGAAUGAAAAUCACUUCGUUGUAAGCGUCAAUUCAUUAUAAGCGUGUUCGCUACAUGUAUAACCGUGUUUUACUGUAUGCUCAAUACACUGAGCAUAUAGUAUUGGCAUGUGAUCAUUGUCUUAUAUAGAGACUAAAUUUGUGCUAGUUACAACUGCUGAAAAUGUUUUAUAGUUGCAUGUGUAUAUCUGUUGUGGACAUGAUAGCUUAAGAUUGUUUGAUGGUGUUCACUUUGUCUGCUGUCAGAAAUGUAGUCUCAGGGAGGUUUAAAUAUAUCGCCAUGCAUUUCAUAUUCAUCAAUACAGUUGUUUUUAUAACCCUGCUCAGAGGGGGGGGGGGGGUGUUAUACAGUUUCUUCCUUAUUUGUAUGUCAGUCUGUCCACAACAAAUUUCUGUCAUAUUUUCCUCAGC